Molecule: messenger RNA, 531 nt
Organism: Ilex paraguariensis (yerba mate)
Lineage: Eukaryota; Viridiplantae; Streptophyta; Magnoliopsida; Aquifoliales; Aquifoliaceae
Source: the annotation of a GenBank genome assembly
AUGGCUACCCUCAGCUGGGGACUCCCAAAUCUUCAUCCUCACCUCGUCAACUUCUACGCCAAGUCCCACCACUUAACCGAAGCCCACCUUGUAUUCGAAGAAAUCGAAGUUAAAGACAUAGUCUCAUGGAACGGCCUCAUCAAUGGCUACUCUCAGCUGGGGACUCCCAAAUCUUCAUCCUCAGUCAUGAAAUUGUUCAAGCUUAUGAGGAAAGAGAAUACUUUCCCCGAUGCCCACACUUUCGUCGGAUUUUUUUCUGCGGCGUCAAUUUUGAUGGACCCGUUUUGUGGCCAGCAAGCUCAUUCACUUGCCAUCAAAACAGCUUGUUGUUCCGAUUGUGGAAGCUUAGAUAACGCGCUGCAAAUGUUUGAGCUUUCGAGUGAGAAGAACUCUAUUACGUGGUCUGCAAUGAACACUGGGUAUGCACAAAGUGGCGAUAAUGAGAAAGCAUUGAAAAUGUUCUCAGAUAUGCAUUUUUCUGGGAUGAGGCCUAGUGAAUUCACUCUUGUUGGGGGUGCUCAAUGCUUGUAG